This is a messenger RNA of Botrytis sinoallii, 1371 nucleotides long. RefSeq lists its product as uncharacterized. Gene Ontology annotation, biological process: CAAX-box protein processing. NCBI's taxonomy places the organism in Eukaryota, Fungi, Ascomycota, Leotiomycetes, Helotiales, Sclerotiniaceae. Gene Ontology annotation, molecular function: metalloendopeptidase activity. The coding region runs from base 1 to 1371 and encodes 456 amino acids. Gene Ontology annotation, cellular component: endoplasmic reticulum membrane. The transcript is spliced from 4 exons. The record is from RefSeq and is a predicted model, not a curated record.
AUGGAUUUCCUUCAGCGCCUUGCGCGUUCCCUCGAUAGGCCACUAUUCCCAUGGAAGAAGCUCAUCGUUGGGUUCUCUCUCGCACAAUACCUAUUCGAAGGUUUCCUCUCUCUCCGUCAGUAUCAAGUCUUAAAGCAAACACGUCCACCCAAGGUUCUCUCCAAUGAAGUCUCGCAAGAAGUUUUCGACAAAAGCCAGGCAUAUGGACGCGCAAAAGCACAAUUCGGUUUCGUUGCAGGACUCUAUGGACAAAUUCAAAACACGGCAUUCAUCUAUUUCGACAUUCUUCCCAAACUUUGGGACUUCACUGGAUCAUGGCUUCUACGACUUGCACCCGCUCGAUUCACCGGCGAGAUUUCUCACUCAAUCGUUUUCGUCCUUACCUUUAUUGUAAUUCAACAGUUUAUUUCUCUCCCAACUUCAAUCUACCAGACAUUUGUGUUGGAGGAGAAGUUUGGUUUCAAUAAGCAGACGCCUAAACUCUUCGUUACGGACAUGUUAAAGGGACAGAUGUUGGCAUUUACAUUGACUCCACCGAUCCUCGCUGGCUUUCUCACGAUCAUACAAAAAACCGGCCAUCAAUUCUUCUACUACUUGUGGUUGUUUGGUGCUGGACUCCAGGUCUUCAUGAUUACAGUCUACCCGAUCACGAUCUUGCCCUUGUUCAACAAGCUCUCGCCCCUCGAACCCGGAGAAUUGAAAGAUGGCGUCGAGGCUUUGGCCAAGCGCUUGAACUUCCCUCUUCACGAAUUGCAUGUUAUCGACGGCAGCAAGCGCAGUGCUCAUAGUAAUGCCUAUUUCUUCGGUCUACCAUGGAAGAAGCAUAUCGUCAUUUAUGAUACUCUGAUCGAGAAGAGCGAUACACAAGAGAUUGUAGCUGUUCUUGCUCAUGAACUUGGUCACUGGAGCCGGGGACAUACUACAAAGCUCUUUGGAAUCUCUCAGGCCCAUUUUUUCUACAUCUUCUCCCUGUUCUCCGUCUUCAUCAACAACCACUCCUUGUACCAAUCAUUUGGUUUCCAUAACGAGUUCCCAAUCAUAAUAGGGUUCAUCCUGUUCUCUGAUGCACUUGCCCCUAUGGACACAGUCAUCAAGCUGUUGAUGAAUAUCCUCAGCAGAAAGUACGAGUUUGAAGCAGAUGACUUCGCACAAGGACUUGGAUACCAGGCUGAGCUAGCUCGUUCGUUGAUAAAAUUGCAGAUCCAGAACUUGAGUACUAUGGAUGCGGACUGGAUGUAUGCAAGCUAUCAUUUCUCCCAUCCAAUAUUGUCGGAGAGAUUAGGUGCUUUGGGAUGGAAGUCGAGCGGUCCAGUUGCACCAGCGGCUGCAAAGGAUGAGAAGACCGCACAAGCUAGUGGCAGAGAAUUGUAG